AUGGAGUCGGCAGUUCUCGACUUUUUUGGCGUGGCCGGAGAAGAGUCUGGUGUACACGUUGAGGCAGGGCGGAACACAAUAAGCCGGAGAGGCGGCGACUGGCGGAGGGGAGAGAGAGAACGCACUGAGAAGGUGCAGUCCAACUGUGGCGUUAUUCUGAGGUUUGAGUCUCACUGGAGCAUCACAUUGGAUUACAACAAAUUUUUUUGGGCAUCAAAAUUAAUUCAGUUACGAGGGCAACUGGUAAAAAGGGGACCACAGUCCAACGAUCGACCUCGGGACAACUUUCUCAUGUGUCGCCGAUAUUACAUUCCUAAAGUUGUCAAGAACAUAAAAAUCACAGGCCUUGCUAACCACAUAUACGUGAUAACAGUUUCAACUUACUUUAACAAUUCACAAUGCAAAACAACAAAGGAUGUUGGCGCUCUUGCUAGACUAAAUGUCAUUCGCAUGAUUAACGUGUCUACAAUAGCAACCGUUGCUUGUGAGAAAGCGAAAAAGAAUCUUUCAAGCAUUGAGUAUGCUGAAAUCGUCAUAGGGAGCUUUCAUGACGAGACAGAAUUUACAUUGCACAUUAGUUGGGAGACAUUUGAAAUGUUAAACGACAAUUUAGUCAAGAUGUACAUUACUACUAUGGAGGAGUGUUUAAAGGGGGCAAAAAUCGACAAAUCAGCUAUAGACGAGGUCAUUCUAGUCGGUGGCUUAACUCGGAUCCCAAAGAUCGAGUCGGUGUUGGAGGAUUAUUUCGAUGGAAAAAAAUGUAUUACAUGA
Lactuca virosa is the source of this 771-nucleotide messenger RNA. Lineage: Eukaryota; Viridiplantae; Streptophyta; Magnoliopsida; Asterales; Asteraceae. The record is from the annotation of a GenBank genome assembly.